UUUCUCCGUUCGUCAUGAUACACAUCGACAUCGUCAUAAAUGUUUGGAAGAUAGUUUGGUGAUAACAUAUAUAUUUGAAAUGGCAAAUGCAUUACAUCUUAUGGGGAAUGCUUCAGAAUUGGAUAAAUUGAUUCAAAGUUUUGAAUUUGAAAACCAGCAGUAUGUGAAACUCAUUGAAGCAGAGAAUCAGCAAAUUGCUGCCUUUGAAAAAGAGUUAGUCAAUAAAAAGGACACUAUUGCCAGAUUGCAGGAACAAAUUUCAAAUUUUGAUGAAGAAACAAAGCGAGCUCACAAACAAUUCACCAUCAACAGAGAGAAUGUUGAAAACUUAAAGAAGACAGCAGUAGUUCUGCAGGAGCAUGAGGAGGCACUACAAAACAAGAAUGAUGCACAGAUUGAAUUGGGGGAGAUGGAAAAUAAAGAGAGAUCACAAAUACUAGAGCAUUACAAGAGCAUCUGGAGAGAUUAUGAAACAAAGUACAAGUCCUUUCCACUGGCUCAGACUCUACUAUCCCUGCAAGCAGAGAACAAACAGUUGGAGGAGAAAUUGAAAGAAGAGGAAGAAGAGUGUGGGGAACUUAAAGAAAAACUAGCCAAUUUUAGUGAGUCAAGUUGUAAUGAAUUGAGAAACUUCAACACAUUUGCAGUUAUGAUAGCUGGUAAGAAACUUGAGACUUGCAGUGUACGAAAAGAGUGUUGGGAAAUCACCUUUGACAUAUCCAAAAAAGAAGAGGAACUGCAGAAGAUGCAAAUGACUUCAAAGAAAUCUGACCCAAAGACUGUCUCUGAAGUCACAACAAAGAGUACCCAACAGCAAGAUGUUUUUAACAGUAAUCAGCAAGACAAAUCAGAAUCAAGUGAAGACUCCAUGCUCAUAAGUGUUAUUAGGCAGAGAGAAGAUACUGAGCCAGAUGUCCAAAUGCAAGAGACAGACAGUUCCAAGUCUGUUCAAGGCACUUCAUCUCAUCAUUCUAGAGCUCCUCCAUUCUCCAUUGUACCCACUAUCACUCGGGGCCAAUCAAGCCAGGGGGAGUCCAUGAUUUGCAGCAGUGCUGGAGAACAGCAUGGCAGAAUUCAGAAGGGUGUGAUUAAGAAAGAUCAAAGCAAAGCCCAGCUCAAGCAGGUACCAAAAGUCAAUGAACAAGGUGACCAUGAAAAGGCAGUCUCCAGUGGUUCAUUACAACGGCAAAUGUUGAUAAAUACUGUCCAGGCAGUGUCAAACCUAAACAGAAGACCCUCACAAAUGAUGCCUAAAUCAUAUACAAGUAUACCUUCCAUAGAAGAGAUGAGAGCUAAAGUGGCAUCUCCAGUUCAGAAACCACCUCCAAAACUUCCUACAGAGAGCAGUUUGAAGACACACCAGAUUCAGAUUCCAUCCAUUUCAAAGUUAUCAAUCAAUCCAACAACUAAGAUAUCACAAAAUAGUGUGAGUUCAGUCACCAACCAGACCUCUGAUCACCCCAGAAGAGUGUUUGGAAGAACUUCUACAGCUGAACUAUUACAAGCUUCUGUUGGUAAUCAGUUAAGGAAGGGUACAACAGCUGCUGGAUCAAACAACCACCAAGGCCCAGUCACUCAUAUGACUCAAGAGACAACACAAGAGGGUACUGGCACUGACAGGCAGCAAGGUCUUGGGUCAGACAAAGAGCUAAGAAAUCCAUUCCCCCAAACAACUCAGAACUCCAAAUCCAGGAUGAUGACUGAAGGCAGUCAGAGUCAGGAAAUAGAAAUGCAGGAUAUUGAACCACCCCAUCCACUGAACACACCCAAGACACCAAAAGCUGCAACAAUUACAAUGGAAGUUAGCAGUGACAGUUCAACACCAGACUCUUUGCAAGGAUCUGUAGCAAGCAGUGGUGGGUUGAGUCCAUUUGAUCUGGCCAAGCACUCGGAAAGAAUCCAGUUGUUUCACAAGUCACCAGGCCUUCCACCUGGUCUCUAUACUUCAAAGCCAAACUUUACAUCACAAUCAGUGACAACUACAACAUCCCCCAAUCCAACAAUAACCAGUUUAGGAACCCAGUCAUUCAUGAACAUGCAGGAAGCAGAUGCAAGUUCAUUCAGGAUGAAUGAUUUUAACAUGUAUGGUGGAGAGACAAAUCAGUCAACUGGUUCAGAGGGAUUUGGGGAGUUUAAUCUAAAUGAGACAGGAUUUGGUUUUAACACAAAUACUAAGGAUUCAGGUGGACCAGGUAUUUUCAACUUUGAAGAGCCCUUAGGAAAAUCUGCAGCUUUGAGUGGGUUCAACUUUGGAAAUUCUUUCCAAUUUGGAAGCAAUUCUACCUCAGACAAUAAAUGUGAAAAUUUCUUGUCAGUGUUUGAAAAUGAUAAAGGUGCAACUCAAAUGGAGUCCCAAGAAAGCAGUUUUACAUUUUCUUUUGGUGGGUUCCAGUAGCAUUCUAUUCUUGUUGUCAACUUAACAUUUAAAUAUCUGUUUUUUGUUGUUUAAAAAAUUGUUCUGUUGUCUGUUUAAUAAAUGUUAACAAAU
This is a messenger RNA of Magallana angulata, 2488 nucleotides long. Its product is annotated as coiled-coil domain-containing protein 7-like. Lineage: Eukaryota; Metazoa; Mollusca; Bivalvia; Ostreida; Ostreidae. Bases 80 to 2395 code for a protein of 771 amino acids. The record is from RefSeq and is a predicted model, not a curated record. The transcript is spliced from 15 exons.